AUGGCACCACCUUUCUUCCAUGAUAUACCUAGGGAUAUUAAUGGCCUAUUGAACAGAGACUUCUUCCACACUAGUCCGCUUUCUUUGAGUGUGUCGACCACUACACAAAAUGGAGUCAACUUUACUCUGAAGGGGAAGCAGGUCACGAAGGAUGGCCCUAUUCAAACCAGUGUUGAAGGUCGGUUCUGCGACAGGAAAGAAGGAGUUUCGCUGUCUCAAGGCUGGUCGAACAGGAGCAAACUGAACACAAGACUGGAGUUUUCAAAGAUAGCACCUGGUUGGAAGGGUGACGUCAAUGCGUGUUUGACUCCCCAGGCCAUCAAGAACGCUAAACUCAAUCUGAGCUAUGCGCAACAAUCCUUCAGUGCGAGAAGUUCCAUGGACAUUUUGCAACUCAAGGACUUUGUCGGAAGCAUCAGUUUAGGCCGUGACGGGUUCGUUGGCGGCACGGAGAUUGCUUACGACAUUCCCAGUGGGAGUUUGGCCCGCUACGCCAUGUCAUUGGGUUAUCUUGCAAGGGACUACUCUUUCGUGCUAUCCACGAACAAUAGACAAUGCGCUUCUGCUUCCUUCUUCCAAAACAUCAAUCGUUACUUGCAGGUGGGAGCUAAAGCCACAGUGCAAUCGAAGACAAGUUCCAAUAUGAACAUUGAGUUCGUUACUAGAUACCUACCCGAUUCCUCCUCGCAAGUUAAGGCAAAGAUUACAGAUUCGGGCCUGACUACACUGUCCUUCAAGCAAAGUCUGAGAAAAGACAUCUCUUUGGGAGUGGGUAUGUCUUUCAAUGUGCUACAGCUGGCUGAGCCUGUUCAUAAGUUUGGCUGGUCUUUGUCCUUCUCAGCAUGA
Saccharomyces kudriavzevii IFO 1802 is the source of this 846-nucleotide messenger RNA. It is a transcript of the gene POR2, whose product is annotated as putative porin POR2. The coding region runs from base 1 to 846 and encodes 281 amino acids. The transcript has a single exon. The record is from RefSeq and is a predicted model, not a curated record. Lineage: Eukaryota; Fungi; Ascomycota; Saccharomycetes; Saccharomycetales; Saccharomycetaceae. Gene Ontology annotation, cellular component: mitochondrial outer membrane. Gene Ontology annotation, molecular function: voltage-gated monoatomic anion channel activity. Gene Ontology annotation, biological process: monoatomic anion transmembrane transport.